Messenger RNA from Electrophorus electricus (electric eel), 3164 nucleotides. Its product is annotated as gap junction alpha-3 protein-like. Gene Ontology annotation, biological process: cell-cell signaling. Gene Ontology annotation, molecular function: gap junction channel activity. Gene Ontology annotation, cellular component: connexin complex. Lineage: Eukaryota; Metazoa; Chordata; Actinopteri; Gymnotiformes; Gymnotidae. The record is from RefSeq and is a predicted model, not a curated record.
AACAUGAAUGAAAUAUGCCUUCUUAUUUGUCUUUACAUUACUUGCUAAAGAGUUGCCUCUUAGGCAGUGCUCACAGUUGUUUCACAUUUAUGAAGUAAAGAAUAUCAGAAUAAGAAAAGAGCCUCAAAUCAAAAUGGGCAUGGAAUAAAUUUGUGAUAUAAUCUACAGCACAACCACAACAUUGUGAAGUACUGCCAUGGUUAAGAUUUCCAUCAAUGUCUUCAGGGCUCAAAUGGCUGUGCUCUUCCAGCUCAACUCUCCCAUGAUAGGAGCGAUCCUAACACUAUAUUUAGCCUUGCCCUUGGGUCACUUUGUGGGUGUCUCAUUGGCUCCCUGCCCUGUCACUUCAAGUAACAAGCAAGUGCUGGGCCUGAUAGUUUACAUUAGAGCGUGUGCCCCAUGCCAAAUUUAACCCUGGGGAGACAGAGGAGAGGGCCAGCAGAAGCCCUCUUUGGCAGCAUUUUCAACAGGUCGGGAUCGCCGCAAGUGAACAGGCAACGCUCCCUCGCCAUGGACAGGAAAAAACGGAAUUGAUGUAUCACGAUUGGAUCCGUGGCCAUAGGCAGUCCGGAAUUUCAUUCCCAUUCAAGGAUAUUGCUCUGACAUGGGCCUGAGAGUGGGGCCUGUGUGGCUGACCCACAUGGAUCCAUGCAUAUGGCUCCUCUUCUACCACUGGAGAUGUGUUCAUUGACAAGAUAAUGUGCAGGACUGGGCCAAAGCACAAGCCACAAUGGGAGACUGGAGCCUGCUGGGGAAGCUGCUCGAGAGUGCCCAGGAACAUUCCACCGUGGUGGGUAAAGUGUGGCUGACUGUCCUCUUCAUCUUCCGCAUCCUGGUCCUGGGUACAGCUGCUGAGAAGGUCUGGGGUGAUGAACAGUCUGGCUUCACCUGUGACACCAAGCAGCCUGGCUGCCAGAAUGUCUGCUACGACAAGACAUUCCCCAUCUCGCAUAUCCGCUUCUGGGUGCUGCAAAUUAUUUUCGUGUCCACACCCACACUUGUUUACCUAGGCCACAUCUUGCUUCUGGUGCGCAUGGAGGAGAAACAGAAGCAGAAGGAGAAGGAGCUCUCCCAGCAGGGGGACAAGCAGCCUCUUAUUGUCAAUGGCAAGACCAAGAUGGCCCCACUACGUGACGAGCAAGGCCACAUCCGUCUCCAGGGUGACAUCCUACGGACCUACGUCUUCAACAUUAUUUUCAAGACCUUGUUUGAGGUUGGCUUCAUAGUCGCACAAUACUUCUUGUAUGGGUUUGACCUCAAACCUCUCUACACAUGCGACCGGCCCCCUUGCCCAAAUCCGGUGAACUGCUACAUCUCCAGGCCAACCGAGAAGACUAUUUUCAUCAUCUUUAUGCUGGCAGUGGCAUGCCUAUCACUUCUUCUUAAUCUGGUGGAAAUGUAUCACUUGGGCUUCACCAAAUGCCGCCAGGGCAUAUCUUACAGGAAGGCUGAGCUGCCACCUGAGCCAUCAUCUAAGGCGCCCAGUGAAGCAACUGAUCCAUUUGGGCCCAGUUAUAACUAUUUCCAUGGGCACCAGGCAUCAUAUCAGCCUGCCCCUGGAUACAAUGUUUCCCAAGCUGGUGAUCCAGACUCUUUUCUUCCAUACAACAGCAAAGCUGUCUAUAAGCAGAAUAAGGAAAACUCUGCAGUUGAGAGGAAUGGUAAACCAGAGGAAUGUAAUCUGAAAGCAAGCAAGGUUUUGGGUUUGUCACCUGGAUUGUCUGGUGAUCAACAGAGCAGGGUCAUCCGAACCGCCAAGCUGGCAAACAAAAUUAGAGUAGAUGAUCUGAGGAUCUGAUAGAUCUGAUUCUGCUCUUUAAGGCUCCUAAAUGUUAAAAUGAUUUUAUGACUAAAAGUCAAUUUUAGGAUUCCAUGAUGGGACAAUAUGAAGUCCUGCUUCAUUUGUUAAGUUUUAUUGUGUGAUUUCUUUCUCCAAAAGCCCUCAAAUAGUUUUACAACUUUUACAUAUGCUACAGUGAACUGCAAGAUGCUAUAAACUCUGCAGUUCUUCCAAGUCUAGUAGAGGCUUUGUGACAUUUUUUUAUUUAUACUAUUAUGUUGUUUACAUGCCUAUGGCAUUUUAAAAGGAUCUGAUUAACAAAAAUAUUGAAAGCCCACUUUCUCAGUUUCAUUACAAUAUAUAAGUUUUAAAGGGCCUUUUAAGAUCAUUACAAAUGCCUAAUUAAUAAUGCACUUAAGGAUCCAUCAUAGAACAAACAACUAGACCAUCAUUUUCAUUCUAUCUUUAAAGAGAUUCUUUCUAUACAGUCUGCAAAGUUCCUGGUUUAUAUAUGAAUUUAUAUAAACAUUUGCACUCCUGGUUUAUUUAUAGUUGGAAUGAAAAUCCCUGGUUGCACUUUGAGCUACAAUGCAGAUCAGAAGCUUUAUGGAAUUCUCCAACUUGGUUAAAGGAGCUAAAGCAAUUCAUAAACCAACUGGAAAAAAAAAAAAAUGAACAUGAAAUCCACUUCCUUUUUUAAAACUUUCCUACAAUUUCCUACAAUCAGGAAAACCGUUUUGUACCAUUUCACCAUUAACAGCUCUGAUUGUUGAAAGAUAUAUAAAGUUUAUUUGGAGAUUGGACAUGAAAGUUAAGUCUAAUUUGGGCAUAUACAAUUCAUAAUCUAAAACUAAGGCAUACGUAUGUUGCAUAACCCUUUUUAGACUUGGUAUCUCUUCUCUGCUCUGAGGAAAGGGCCAAUUGGUCUAAAGGGUUAAAAUUAGAAGUCUUCUCAACCAUUUCUAAGUCACAUACCAGCUUGUAACUCCUCUGCUGACUUUGUCUACUUCAAAGAUCCCCUAUCCAGAACUAUAAUUAGCUUCCAACUACUGCAAGGGAAACAAAAUGCUACACAUGACAUGCUCCCCAAAAUCAACAGUGUACAAAACACAGUAGAUUAUACAAAUCUGCUCACCUGGUGUGCACAGUAGCUGUUGUAUUUAAUAAAUCUAUAUUGUGCUCCAUUCACAUUACCCUUGUUUAGUACAGACCUGCUGGCAAGAGAAUAAAUGUGAGUAUGAAUGGCCUGUGGUCACAGGCUUGUCUGAAGAUAUUUUCAUUAAGAGGUCACCUGCUUUAAAUAAAUAUUUUGACAUAUCAAGAGAUUGGUCUUAGGUUUACAGCUGUGUUGCAAAGGGAGAAAUAAACAUUCAAUUUAUGCGAA